AUCAUCCUCUCCGCUCCGACCUUCCAUCCUUCCGAUCCAUCUUCGACCUCCACGCCCGAUGCCCCGUCUAUAUAGACACCUCGUCCGUCGAUGUCUGGGUCCAUCUUAGUCGAUUCCCCAGAUCCAAACUGAAACAUCGUCGAGAACCGACCCCUCAAUCCACUCUUGGCCAACCUGAGGUGACCCAGUUGUGCAACAUAAGGAGACAACCAUCCAUCUUCUGUCGACAUUCUUCAACUGCUUCCUCAUACUACUUUUCUCCGCGACAUCAACACUUUUCACAUCGCAGAACUCGCCUCCUGCCGCCAUGGACGGUCCUGAUCAGAUAGGCCCGGACUACCGGCCUAAGCAGACUUGGGGGGAUAAAACCCGUCGUCUUGUCAAAGCCUUCACUACAAGAGAGGGACUCAUCGGAGAUUAUGAUUACUCCUAUCUGUUCACCCCGAACAUCCCCUUCAUUACGAAGAGGCGAAGCUCGGCUCCAUUCUUCGGACUUGAAGACCGAGUUCCUGUUGUGUUGGCUCUGCUACUCGGAUUGCAGCAUUCGCUGGCGAUGCUGGGUGGAAUCAUUUCACCUCCCAUUCUAAUCGGUGGUACGGCCGGUGCCAACUUCGGAUCCGAAGACUACCAAUACCUCGUCUCGACAUCGCUCAUCGUCUCCGGUAUCCUGUCCGCCAUUCAAAUGACCCGCUUUCACAUCUAUGGCACGAAAUACUACAUCGGAACUGGUCUUAUCUCUGUCGUGGGAAUUUCCUUCGCCACGAUCACUGUGGCAUCUGGGGCUUUCGAGCAAAUGUAUUCCACUGGAUACUGCCCCACGGCCGAAGACGGGACUAAGCUACCAUGCCCCAAGGGCUAUGGUGCUCUAUUGGGAACCUCGUGUCUAUGUGCCCUGCUCGAAGUCGGCCUGUCUUUUAUGAGCCCUAAGAUCCUGAAACGCGUCUUCCCACCCCUCGUCACCGGUCCCACCGUCCUCCUGAUCGGUGCCAGUCUCAUCCAGUCCGCCUUCGAGGAUUGGGCAGGUGGCUCCGGAACCUGCAGUGACAACCCUGGCAACGGUGCUCUGUGUCCGAGCGCAGACGCGCCGCACGCUCUUCCUUGGGGAAGCGCGGAGUUCAUUGGUCUUGGUUUCUUGGUCUAUGUCUCGAUUAUCAUCUGCGAGCGCUUCGGUGCACCCAUUAUGCGAUCCUGCUCCGUUGUGGUUGGUCUGCUAGUUGGCUGCAUCGUGGCAGCUGCAUGCGGGUACUUUGAUCGCUCAGGAAUUGACGCUGCACCCGUGGCCUCCUUCGUCUGGGUCCGCACGUUCCCGUUGGUCGUCUACCCGCCCCUGAUUCUCCCACUGCUGGCAGUGUACAUUGUCGUCAUGAUGGAAUCGAUUGGAGACAUUACAGCCACCUGCGACGUCUCCCAGGUCGAAGUCGAGGGUCCCACCUUCGACUCGCGCAUCCAAGGCGGUGUUCUGGGUAACGGUAUCACCUGUAUUCUGGCUGGACUCUGCACCAUGACUCCGAUGUCCGUCUUCGCCCAGAACAACGGUGUCAUCGCUCUGACCAAGUGCGCCAACCGCACGGCCGGUUACUGCUGUUGCUUCUUCCUCAUCGUCAUGGGUAUCUUCGCCAAAUUCGCUGCUGCCCUGGUCGCCAUCCCCAGCUCUGUCCUCGGCGGCAUGACCACCUUCCUUUUCUCCUCCGUGGCCAUCUCCGGUAUCCGCAUUAUCUCCACCAUCCCCUUCACCCGUCGCAACCGAUUCAUCCUGACCGCUGCAUUCGCCGUCGGCAUGGGCGCCACCCUCGUCUCCGACUGGUUCGACUACUUCUUCACCUACAGCGGCAACAACCGCGGCUUGACGGGUCUGCUGGACGCUAUUGAACUGGUCAUGGAGAACGGGUUCGCCAUCACCGCCCUCCUGGGAGUGGUUCUGAACUUGAUCCUUCCCGAAGAUCCAGAGGAAGAGGCGGCUAUUCUGGACGCUCGGGGCGACCACCGACGGAGCGAGGACGUGAUGACCUCUUCGGAGAGCACGCAGUUCACCAAGGGAGAGCCAUCCGCUUCCCCCAGUGCAUGAUGCUUUAAUUCUUUUGGUUAUAUAUAUUAGGUUGGAUUGGCGAUGAGCUUGGUUUUUAUUUUUCUGGAUACCCUUCUUUGUUGACCUAGAUGGUCAUUGAUAUGCAAUGGAC
This is a messenger RNA of Aspergillus sclerotioniger CBS 115572, 2177 nucleotides long. RefSeq names its product nucleobase:cation symporter-2 family protein. The coding region runs from base 308 to 2065 and encodes 585 amino acids. The record is from RefSeq and is a predicted model, not a curated record. Gene Ontology annotation, cellular component: membrane; fungal-type vacuole. Gene Ontology annotation, molecular function: xanthine transmembrane transporter activity. Gene Ontology annotation, biological process: transmembrane transport; xanthine transport. Lineage: Eukaryota; Fungi; Ascomycota; Eurotiomycetes; Eurotiales; Aspergillaceae. The transcript is spliced from 3 exons.